Molecule: messenger RNA, 2157 nt
Organism: Panthera uncia (snow leopard)
Lineage: Eukaryota; Metazoa; Chordata; Mammalia; Carnivora; Felidae
Gene: EIF2A
Product: eukaryotic translation initiation factor 2A
Exons: 14
Coding region: 43-1824 (593 amino acids)
Biological process (GO): translational initiation
Cellular component (GO): cytosolic small ribosomal subunit
Molecular function (GO): protein binding; tRNA binding; mRNA binding
Source: RefSeq, a predicted model, not a curated record
GUAGGGGCCGGGUUUGGCCCUCGUGAACUCUGACCCCAGCGCAUGGGUUUCUCUUUCCGGGACAAGAUGGCGCCUUCCACGCCACUACUGACAGUCCGAGGAUCAGAAGGACUUUACAUGGUAAAUGGACCACCACAUUUUACAGAAAGCACAUUGUUUCCAAGGGAAUCUGGGAAAAAUUGCAAAGUCUAUACCUUUAGCAAGGAUGGCACCUUGUUUGCCUGGGGCAACGGAGAAAAAAUAAAUAUUAUCAAUGUCACUAACAAGGGACUACGGCACUCCUUCGACCUCCCAAAGACAGUUUGCCUUGAGUUCUCGCCAAAAAACACUGUCCUGGCAACGUGGCAGCCUUACACUACUUCUAAAGAUGGCACAGCUGGGGUACCCAACCUACAACUUUACGAUGUGAAAACUGGUACAUGUUUGAAGUCUUUCAUUCAGAAAAAAAUGCAAAAUUGGUGUCCAUCUUGGUCAGAAGAUGAAACUAUCUGUGCCCGAAAUGUUAACAGUGAAGUUCACUUCUUUGAAGACAACAAUUUUAACACAAUUGCAAACAAAUUGCAUUUGCAAAAAAUUAAUGAUUUUGUGUUAUCACCUGGACCCCAACCAUACAAGGUGGCUGUCUAUGUUCCAGGAAGUAAGGGUGCACCUUCAUUUGUUAGAUUAUAUCAGUACCCCAAUUUUGAUGGACCUCAUGCAGCCUUAGCUAAUAAAAGUUUCUUUAAAGCUGAUAAAGUUACAAUGCUAUGGAAUAAAAAAGCUACUGCCGUGUUAGUAAUAGCUAGUACAGACGUUGACAAGACAGGGGCGUCCUACUACGGAGAACAAACGCUGCACUACAUUGCAGUGAACGGAGAAAGCGCUGUCGUGCAGCUACCAAAAAAUGGCCCCAUUUAUGAUGUCGUUUGGAAUUCUAGUUCUACUGAGUUUUGUGCUGUUUAUGGUUUUAUGCCUGCCAAAGCGACAAUUUUCAACUUGAAAUGUGAUCCUGUUUUUGACUUCGGAACUGGUCCUCGUAAUGCAGCCUACUAUAGCCCGCAUGGACAUAUAUUAGUACUAGCUGGGUUUGGAAAUCUGAGGGGACAAAUGGAAGUGUGGGAUGUUAAAAACUACAAACUUAUUUCUAAACCAGUGGCCUCUGAUUCUACGUAUUUUGCUUGGUGCCCUGAUGGUGAGCAUAUUUUAACAGCCACAUGUGCUCCCAGGUUACGUGUUAAUAAUGGGUAUAAGAUUUGGCAUUAUACUGGCUCUGUCUUGCACAAGCAUGAUGUGCCAUCAAAUGCAGAAUUAUGGCAGGUUUCUUGGCAGCCAUUUUUAGAUGGAAUAUUUCCAGCAAAAACGAUAACUUACCAAGCAGUUCCAAGUGAUGUACCCAGUGAAGAACCUAAAGUUGCAACAGCUUAUAGGCCUCCAGCUUUAAGAAAUAAACCAAUCACCAAUUCCAAACUACAUGAGGAGGAACCACCUCAGAAUAUGAAACCACAAGCAGGAAAUGAUAAGCCAUUAUCAAAAACAGCCCUGAAAAAUCAAAGGAAGCAUGAGGCUAAGAAAGCUGCGAAACAGGAAGCAAGGAAUGAAAAGAGUCCCGAUUUGGCACCUACUCCUGCCCCACAGAGCACACCACGAAAUACUAUCUCGCAGUCAACCUCUGGAGACCCUGAAGUAGACAAAAAAAUCAAGAACCUAAAGAAAAAACUGAAAGCAAUCGAACAACUGAAAGAACAAGCCGCAGCUGGAAAACAGCUAGAAAAAAAUCAGUUGGAGAAGAUUCAGAAAGAGAAAGCCCUUCUCCAGGAGCUGGAAGAUUUGGAAUUGGGUAUUUAAACAUCCACAGAAAGCCAAUUGUUACCAGAAAUCAGUGCAAACACAUUUUCUGAUAGACCCAUUGGUGUACAUGAAAUACCCAUGUACCUACAUUUAAUGUUCAUCUAUAAUUUUAACCAUUUAUCCAAGAUUCUGCAUAUGUAUAAAAUUAUUUAAUAAUGUCUAUUAAAUUGAUUUUUACAUCCUGCAUCCUAUGCCAUGUCAACACAUGAUGUAGAAAAGAAAUACAUGAAUUUCUUUAGUAAGGCUGACAGAUUGAAAGACGAUGUCAUUGCUUUUUUUAGUAGAGGAUAGUAUUUACCAUAUAUGUGAAUAAAAACAAUUUAAAUUUAA